AUGAAGGAUGUUCAUGAAAGCGCUCAGCGUAUCAUCGAUUCUGUGAUUUCAACACGGUACAUCCCAACCAUGUGUGAAUGGUUUGGAUACCCGGCUGUAAAUGACUCGCGUAAGUGGGAUGACGAUUUCUCUGAUUUCCUCGUUGCAAUCAUGGACAUGUUUAUUGUUAUCGACACUUAUAAGUACCAUGGAGAAGAAGUGUGGCACGCUUGGACCACAUAUUACGACCUUCUCGUCAAACUUCCUGGGACGUUUUGGGAGGAAGAGUCGGCGAGGGAUUGGCUUGAAAACGUGGCAGUCGAGUUGAAGCACUUGGGCCGCUACCACCCAUCUCAUCCCAGAAGGAGUGCACCUAGUGGCCAUAGGGAGCGUCGAGUAAGACAUGAAAAGCAGAAAGAUCGCGUGAGAAGCAAUGACCAAGAAAUCCGAAUACAACAUGACAUGAGGGAAGAUCGGUCGGAGAGAACUGAACGACGGGACGACAGAGGACGAGGUGGCAGGCAAGAAUACCGAAUUGAAAGUGAGCGAGAUAUUGGAAUGGAAGGCGACGAAGGGGAUAAGCAAGGUCUGGCAAGUAUGCGUAAACUUAGUGCUGUACUGGAGGAGGAGAUAGAAGCCGCAGAAGACUAUCGAUUGUUCCGCGAAGAUCUGAUCAGUCCACUCCGUGAUGGCAUAGCAGUGUAUAUUCAAAACGGUAGUACUCGAUUCCACAGGUGUACGGAGGAUUCUGGGAUGUUGACCUCUGAUCUGCUAGUAUUCGAAGUAGAGAAGGUUCUAGGAUUGGAAGCUCAUUCAUUCGAUGGUGUUCCUCUUCGAUAUACAAAGCUCACGUCUCAGUCAAUCUCAGACCCUGCAUUGCCUCGACAUUUAAUGUUCGGUCAGAUAGUGUGUCUGUCGUCAGACGGUUUCCGCGAAGAGUUGCAUUUGGCCAAAAUCGUGGAGCGUGAUGAUACGGAGGAGAAUGGUAUUAUCGGACUGUCAUUGCUCUAUGAAGACGGCACUAUAAAGAAGAACUGUCCUUAUCUUGUUGCUGAGCCUAACUGUUACUUGGAGGCUUACCAGCAUGUACUAUCCGUGUUAAAGAGCUUCAGCAAGUGCCACCCACUUCCAAUGGAACGCUACAUAGUUCACGGCAAAGUCGACGUGCGGAAGCCGCUAUACAUGAGAUUUGAAGAAAACGUCGAAGAUUUAAUCGAUGAUUCAGAAUUGUUGAAGCACUACACUGAUAUAGAAAAUCAAGACGAAUCCAAGGGAACGUCUAAAGAAGCAGGUUCCAAAGUGAAGUGCAAGAAAACGCCUACUAUCUAUAGCGAGAGCGAUAGUGAAGACGAUUGGGAGACUCCCAUAAUGAAGCCGGUAGGACGAGUUGUUAAUAUAGAAGGGCAGUCACACAUUGUAGUUGAUGGAGCCAGCUAUGAGAUAGAUAAGAUGCCUGACGAUUUCAAACCAGAAAAACUUGACGAAAGUCAGCGACAAGCAGUGAUCCAUGCGCUUACCAACGAGCUAGCUAUCAUCCAGGGUCCUCCUGGGACAGGCAAGACUUUCAUCGGUGUGGAAAUCGCACGUAUAAUUCUUCAAAAUCGAAUUCGGUGGGGCAUUAUUGAGCCGAUUCUUGUGGUUGCCUACACAAAUAAUGCCAUCGAUGGCUUUGCAGAAAGGCUUCUGAAAGAGAUAUAUUCGGACAUGGAAAAAGGAAAUCUGCAACAUGAUGGACCUUUGGUGGUUCGUCUCGGUACAAAGUCGGAAAGCGAUUAUUUGAAGAGAUCAGGUAUCAUGCGAAAUGAAGUAGUGUCAGCUUUUCCGGAGCUAAUCACUGAAAAAGUCAGUGCAGAAUUUAAUGGUGCGAUGAAAAAUAUGAGAGAAGCAUGUAGUCGUCUAGCGGAAGCCAGCCUCAUUAUGCACAUAUUCAAGAGGAAUCUCGCCUGCUAUAAAGUUUUAGCAAAGAACAAUAUCAUACCUGAAAAAUUUCGGAACGAAUUUCUAGCAUGGCAAGCAACACAUUGUGAUUCGUUAGGCAGAAAGCUUGACCAGCAAGCUGUUGAAAGCGACGAUGCAUAUGAUGAGGUGUACCUUACCGAACAAAAAUGGGAUAUUUCGAAGAGAGGUUCUGUUGAAAAAAAUGUCAUCCUUCUAGCGAAUCGCACCAAAGGCUACUGCCAGAAAUCAAUGGGCAAAGCGAAUAUAGCAGUGGACAAGGUUUUAGUCAACGAGUGCUCUGAAGCUCAAGAACCAAUCGUUCGGAGAGAUCGCGCUCGUGAGCAGCUGCCUCGUCUCAUGGAGGAGUUCCGAGUUGAAUGUGAGGCAAUGAAGAGAGCUCGAAUUAAACGUCAUGCGGAGGUUGUUUUUGCGACAACUACCGGUGCGGCAAAAGAACGAGAGUUGCUGAUGAGAUUGCGCUGCCCGAUCGUUUUCGCCGAAGAGGCCGCUUGGCAUGCUUUUUACCAACUGUUCGAGCAUGUUGUGCUCAUAGGUGAUCAUCAGCAGCUGAGACCAUCUCCUGCUGUAUAUGAGUUGGCUCGUGAGUAUAAUAUGGAGGUUUCGAUGUUUGAACGGUUGGUGAGAAAUGGACAUCCUUACCGUACGCUCCAGGUGCAACAUCGAAUGAAUACGGACAUUACGAGCAAUAUCAUCAGGCCAUAUUUCUAUGCUGAUGUUGCUGAUGCCGCUUCGGUGUUGGAAUAUCCAGAUGUGCCUGGUAUGGAUAAGAGAUGUUUCUUCUGGAUGCAUGACGAACCAGAAACAACUCCCACUGAUGCGUUGUCGAGGAGCAAUACUCAUGAAAUAGCGAUCAUCACAACGUAUUCCGCUCAACAGGCAGAAAUGAGAGAAGCCAUUAUCACUCACUUUGGUCGAACAGCAAAUGAUCAGCCGUCGGUAGCCGUUGAAACUGUGGACAGUUUCCAAGGAAAG
Molecule: messenger RNA, 2910 nt
Organism: Ostertagia ostertagi
Lineage: Eukaryota; Metazoa; Nematoda; Chromadorea; Rhabditida; Trichostrongylidae
Source: the annotation of a GenBank genome assembly